AUGUCAUUAUUCAAAGAGUACUAUUGGGACGAGAACUCAGAGUUCAGAGAGCGUCACAAAGCAUACAUCAAACAAAAGACAACAAAAACACUUGAAGAGAUAAAACAGCAAAGAGAGGAGAACUUGGUUAAAGCGAGAGCAGCUAGAAAGAAACAAUCAGAGUAUAUAUUGUAUGAUUCAGAUGAUGAUGUUGAUGAAGUGGAUGAACAACCACAACAACAACAACCACCUCUAAAACCAAAGCGCAAGACAACAACUGUCUCUGCGUUGGAUAAGAAGUUAGAUGACUUUGUAAGCAAGUAUAGCAAUGAUCAAAGCAAGAUUGAGUCGUUGCUAACAUUGAUGCAACCAAAGCCAUUAUCUGCUUUGGCAGAUAAUGGUCUGGGCAGUGACUCUGGUAGAGUCACGACCAAGGUUGUUGAGGCUCCAACACCACUAGUUGAAAUAGAGCCAACAACAACAACAACAACAAAGACCAAUCCAUUUGCCAGAGGUAUGACACCAACAGCUACAUUCAACAAACAAUCAGACUUGCUCAGACAUAAGCUAAUGAUGAAGUUCUAG
This is a messenger RNA of Acytostelium subglobosum LB1, 564 nucleotides long. RefSeq lists its product as hypothetical. The transcript has 2 exons. NCBI's taxonomy places the organism in Eukaryota, Evosea, Eumycetozoa, Acytosteliales, Acytosteliaceae. The record is from RefSeq and is a predicted model, not a curated record. The coding region runs from base 1 to 564 and encodes 187 amino acids.